This is a messenger RNA of Macroventuria anomochaeta, 1970 nucleotides long. RefSeq names its product glycoside hydrolase family 47 protein. The coding region runs from base 213 to 1937 and encodes 574 amino acids. The record is from RefSeq and is a predicted model, not a curated record. Gene Ontology annotation, biological process: carbohydrate metabolic process; N-glycan processing. The transcript has a single exon. NCBI's taxonomy places the organism in Eukaryota, Fungi, Ascomycota, Dothideomycetes, Pleosporales, Didymellaceae. Gene Ontology annotation, cellular component: Golgi membrane; endoplasmic reticulum. Gene Ontology annotation, molecular function: calcium ion binding; mannosyl-oligosaccharide 1,2-alpha-mannosidase activity.
GCAUAAGUUGUGAGGUACUUACGACGCAAGCGAGUCGAAAUAUUCCUACUCCAGCCAAUACAUCCUGAGAAAUGGCAUAAUUUCUACGAACCCAUCCCAUCCACAACUCCGCAGCACCUCCGAAACUCCGCAACGGUGGACCGAUGCGGUCGCAAGACUUACCUAUAACCUGAGGCCAACAACGAUAAAUUGGCACUCCGCAACUCCUCACUAUGCCCGGCUUCCGCCGCUGGGGCAAGUCGAAAUUCGAAAAGAACCCUGAGUCGUCAUUCAAGCUCCUUGCGGCGGUCCUGGUCAUCACCUUUUACCUACUAAUCAAAGAGUUCUCGAAUCCAACCGUCCGAACACGCGAUGUACCCACGUUAGGUGCACAGAUACAGCAUACAGCAUGGAACGGCACUGGGAAAGCGCAAGAGACAAGGGCGGGGAAAGUGCGCAGUGCAAUGAAGUACACAUAUUGGAAGUACAGAGAGAGCGCAUGGGGCGCAGAUGACAUAUUGCCGGUCUCAGGAGGCAACUCAAGCACUAGGAAUGGUUGGGGAGCAUUCAUCGUAGACUCUGCAAGUACAUUGGCACUCAUGGAACUUUGGGACGAGCUGGCGCAUUCGGUGGAGCACAUUCUAGGUAUCGACUUCACGCAUUCGGAGGAUCUGGUGGACCCCUUCGAGACUACGAUUCGAUAUCUUGGCGGACUGCUGUCGAUCGUGGAGUUAUACGACGUUGGCAUGAUACCUGAGGACGUCCUCCAUGGCGAAGCGCGCGACCUGAUACUCGAACACGCCGUUACUCUGGCUGAGAAGCUGGGUCCUGCCUACGACACACCAACAGGCAUGCCAUGGCCGCGUGUGAACUUCAAAACAUCACAAGGUGUUGCAGACCCGCCGUCCGUACACUUCGAGCACCCAGACAAGCCUCAAUUUGCGCACCCUGCAAUUGGCCCCGCGCGAACAGGUUCCUCCAUCCUCGAGAAUCGCGUCCUUACAAGGCUGACUGGCGACUCAAUCUAUGUAAGGAACUCUACGCUGGCGUGGGCUCCUUUGGUUUGGUCAAAGUGGUCGACUCCGUGGAAAGGCAUGGUGGACGCACCAAUCGAUAUUACGACAGGCGCACCGGCCGGCCGUGACAGACACUGGGACGGCGGUCACGACUCAUACUACGAAUACCUACUCAAGAUCACACUUCUCGCACCAGCUUCCGACCCUCACAUCGACACGUACAAGACCCGCUUCCUUGAGUCCGCCUACUCGUUGCGCAAGCACCUCAGCACACGAUCUGCAUCCGCGCCUGAACACGUUAUGCAACAUCUCUUUAUAGGAAAGCAAGAUGGCAAACAAUAUCAGAACGAGCAAGGACAUCUUGCAUGCUUUGCGCCUGGGACCAUCCUUCUCGGCUCCAAGUUCUAUAACCAACCGUACCUUAGAACGUUCGCGCUUGCCUUACUAGAAGGAUGUCAUCACACAUACACAUCUACGCCUUCCAAAAUUGGCCCCGAAGGAUGGUCCUGGACGCCGAAGUUCAGCUAUGAUGAACCGCUCUACUCCCCUGACACAAGUCGGGCGAAGAAGGAGUGGGCAGAGAGCGGCUUCUGGAGUACCGACUCGCAAUACAAGGGUCGACCGGAGUAUGUUGAGUCGCUGUUCUACGCCUGGCGUAUUACUGGUGAACAGCGAUUCCGCGACUGGGCGUGGGAGGCCUUCUCAGCAAUGGAGACACACUGCAAGGCGCCGUACGGGUAUGCGCAGCUUGCAGAUGUAUACAAAGUGCAGUCUUCAGAGUGGCCUGGGUCGGGCGAGAAAAGAUGGAUUGAUAUGCAGGAGAGCUUUUGGGCAGCCGAGACGCUCAAGUACCUGUGGUUGACAUUUACAGACGUCGAAACAGCGAGCCUUGACAAUUGGGUGUUCAGCACAGAAGGGCAUGUGUUUAGGAUGAUUAGAUGAGACCGACGCAAAUACCAUUCAAAAUACGAAGCA